Molecule: messenger RNA, 3580 nt
Organism: Pelmatolapia mariae (spotted tilapia)
Lineage: Eukaryota; Metazoa; Chordata; Actinopteri; Cichliformes; Cichlidae
Product: ETS-related transcription factor Elf-1-like
Exons: 8
Coding region: 608-1921 (437 amino acids)
Biological process (GO): cell differentiation; regulation of transcription by RNA polymerase II
Cellular component (GO): nucleus
Molecular function (GO): sequence-specific DNA binding; DNA-binding transcription factor activity, RNA polymerase II-specific
Source: RefSeq, a predicted model, not a curated record
GAAGCGUGAACUGACAACGACUAGAAAAAGAAGAAGAAAAAAAAUCACCAUGAUCUACGCUGAUCUGUGAUCUCACGUCUGCGUGACGCACUCUCUCUGGUGGCUAGACACUGACAGGAGGGAACUGAUCCCACGCCUGUAAGCAGAUGAAGGUUCUGUGUUUGCCAAAAGUAAUGAGAACAAUUUCCGUUUCCCUCUUGGAUCUUGCAGGCAGCUGCUGCUCUGUCACAUACAGGCACGAGCUGUAAACACAAAGGUUCAGUCAGACCACAGGACAGUUUAGCACUUCCUCAUUGAGAGCCGGUGCAGAGUGAGCGGGUGAGCGUUUCCUGUGACGCCUCUGCAUCUCUGGUCAAUAAUUACACUCACAUCACUCUACCACUACCAAACCUCGCUGCAUGGAAGGACGCAGGCUGCAUCCCAUCCAGGGGGAAGUUCUCUGACAAGUUAUCUGCGUGUUCAUCGGAAGGAUUGUCUCCAGAAACGGGACCUGCCUUGAUUCGACAACACAUCAGACCUCUUCACUUCUUACCAGACUUCAAGGGGACGCUGUGAUGCUAUCCUCGCCCAGUUAAGAGUUUGUACGCGUGCUUUGGGACAUUCAGCCAUGCUGCAACAGUCAGAGCUCAUCUUUGACUUUGCCAGUGACCACUUUAACAUGUCACAGCUGGGGAGUCUCACAGAUUGCCCUGCGGUGAUUGUAGAGCAGGUUCCACAUUCACACCUGCUCUCAUAUACAGGUCUAGCGUGUGAACAGUCACAGGAUCACCAGCAGCUGGUCAAAGUGGAGCCAUGUGAAAGUGGGGAGGAAGAGACCAUGGAGACGCUUGUCUCUCCUGACUCGUUACUCAACAUGGAGUGCGCUGAUGCCCUCUCCCUGGAACACUACUCGCAGGCCUUCUUACCAUCGCUUGGCGAUGUCAUCACUACUCCUGUUGUGGGGGAGGAGCUUGUGGGAACUGUCAAUCAGUCAGAGUGGUCGUCAUUGCACAGAAACAAGCCUGCGUCGCAGCUGCGGUCCAAAAAGAAAAGCAGGAAACCUCGACAUCGAAGAGCAGAGUCUCCCACGCCAGAAAUUACAGUAAAGAAGGACAAAUACAACAAAGGCGGAAACACCCUUUACCUGUGGCAGUUCCUGAUGGAGUUGCUGCAAGAUAGACAAGUCUGCCCUCGUUACAUCAAAUGGACUAAUCCUCAAGCGGGGAUCUUCAAGCUGGUCAACUCAAAAGCAGUGGCCAGGCUGUGGGGCAAACACAAAAACAAACCAGAUAUGAAUUAUGAGACAAUGGGCAGAGCACUCAGGUACUACUACCAGAGAGGCAUACUGAAUAAGGUUGAAGGCCAGCGCCUCGUUUACCAGUUCACCUCUCUCCCCAAAGACAUGAUUUACAUCACCGAUGGAGAUGGCAUCAAAGAGGAAGAUGACGAGGACCACGAUGACAACAGCGUCAACGACGAAGGCUUGAGCGACGACUCUGACAGUACUGUAUCGUCUAGUGACCAUUCAGCGGAGGAGCAGGAAGAUUCUCAGCCACCACCAAAGAAAUCGUCCCCCGUCUCCGGCCGCGCUCCCGCUUCACAGCGCACCAGGCCCGCUCCCAGGCCCUCAGCUCAGCGCGACACCGUCCUGCGUCCCACCAGCUCCAGUUUGAUCCAGGAACAGCAUCUGCCUAUUGUGUCGGCUGAGAUGCUACGCACGCUCCAGAACCUGCAAAAGGUCCAGUCUCUGAAACCUGCCGGUCAUGCGUCAGUCUUCAAAACGGCUCAGCUGCUGGGGAGUCUGUGCGAGCGGCAGGCCGCUGCCGCUGCCGAGGUGGCCAUAGUGAGAAAAGGUGCGCCGGAGAUGCCCGAGAAAAAGUCACACCCAGGACCAAAAACUCCACAGCUUAUGCCUCUGAUUAGCUCUGACCAAUACAAAUAACAGGUGCCCACUUUCUAUUGAACACACAGAUGCCUGUACACUCCACUGACUCAGGACCACUUACAGGGCUGCACUUUGCUAUGACAAUGCUGAUUUAAAAACAAAGGGACCUUUGAUGUAGAAUAUUAUUUUAGAUCAUAAGUACACAUCAGUGCUUUCUCACAGCGCUGACAGGAACCAAAAUCUCACAGCAGUUUACCUUCUCAGCUUUGAAAUCUGAUCAUUUCGCCUUAUUGUCAUUCUGUGUAGCCCUUUGUUAAACCAACACCAAAGACAGACAUGCACUGGAAUCUCUGGCCUCUCUGCACUGCCUGCAGACACUUUCUCUGCUUGCACUUCAGCUCCAGUGUCCUGGAAGCAAUUAUCUUAUCACCACACUGUGCCCUUCGUCUCUGCCUUUUGCUCUCACUUUCUCCUACAUUGUUUAGUUUUGUGUCUUUAUGCUAUCACGUGCUGAAGCAUUCCUUUGCCUUAAAAGUGGCUUUGCACUAAUGUUUACCUCUGCUGUAUAUUUCUUCUGAAGUGCCUGAAGAUGUCAGUCCAUCCUAUUUCUGGUAAUCAUAAGGGAAAACAUUCCAUAUUGUUAUUGUUAUUAUUGUUGUUGUUGUUUUUUAAGAUUGCUGCAUUUUUUUGUCUGCAUUGUGAAAUGUUGAAAACAAGGGAUCACUGUUAUUUUUUUCAAAGUAGUACUUUAGCACUUGCGCUGUUUAUUUUUUGUUUUUCUACACCGUGGGACUCUUUUUUUCUAUUUUCUUCGUGACAAUCACCAGUGAAGUGGCCUUGUAGCCACCCUGCCUCCUGUAAAAUUAUAGUGCUACUAUUUAUCUUUUCUCUUGUGCACUAGCUAUCCAUAUAUGAGUGCAUAUAUUAAACUCGGAAUCCUCUAUCUGUAUGCGUCUAUUACGCACCGUAGGGCCUCAACAUUAAAACCACUGUGUUGGCUGAAGUGAACAUUGGUAAUUUCAUUACAGUGCAAUGUUUGGCUGGCAUUCACGUGGGUUUAGCAUCGAGCUCAGCAUUGCAGAAGGCGCCAGCAGCGGCAUCUCAGCGCAAAGCAGACCUACAUAUUACCAGGCUGGUGGUUUUAAUGUUUUGGCUGAUCUUUGUGUACUGUAUACCUGUGAAAGCGCCUGACUUGUUCUUUUGAUGCCAUUUUUUCCUUCCCUCAGGUUUAUAAAGCAUUUUUGUGCUGCACAUAUUAUGUACUCUAUGCAAGAAGUAAAAGUGAAAUUGUUAGUUUAUUAUUUUCUCUUUGCCCGGUCUUAGCGUAGGCUCACGAAGCUGGCUUACAAACUUCACCUCACUCCAAAUUUUAAAAAAAAAUGACUGAAAGUUAGGCUGGCUUUCUGAGAGGCUAAACUUGGCAAAGAGAUGCUUAUAAAGUAACUGUGCCUGCAGGGAACUCUUAUGCAGAACUAUUUUCACUUUGUUAAACCAUGUUUGUUUGUUUUGGGUUUUUCUGCCCCUUGCUUUUCAGUAUGUGUCCUGGUAAUGUCUUACCUUAAUAGAUUUGUAAGCUUGUAGCAGAGGGAGAGGUGGAGCUUGUUUUUUUGUUUUUUGUUUUUUUAUGCUGUAUUGUGUUUGCUUUCAUGCAGUCCAGUGAUGUUAAAGCUAAUCGUCUAUUAUAUGAAAUAAAUUUACAUUUGUCAUUGUGUGAAA